UCUAUUGUAAUGCUAGUAUGUUUUUUGGCACUAGCUAGGUCUCGAAUUAUAUUGAGGAGCUCUCCGACAUUUUCACCUGCAAGCAAGGCACCAAGCGGGACACUAUCAUAGCGGAGCCCUUCAAAGCACAGCCAGCACUGCCGCAUUGCCGCGCGGGCUGCGAAAUUUCGAAUAGCGCGCUCACGACAAAUAAAAUGAGCUCGGACGAGCAGCGCAAACAAGAGGCCGCCAAGGUCUGGUGCGCCUCGCUGGGCGAACCGAGCCCCGAGGAGCAGCGCGACGACGCGCUCACGUCCGAGUACAAAGGCCGGUCCGUCCGCGUCGACAAGGUCAACGGGACCGUCCAAAAUGUGAAGUUCGGCUUCGCGCACGUGGUGCUGGAAGACGGCACCACGGCCAACCUCAAGUUCGAGCACUUGGGCAAGUUUUUAGGUCAUUAUACGAUCUGGGACUCGUCCACUGCCGAGGCAACGGCCUCGGCCGCGCUCGCCGUCGAGGCGCAGGCCGAGGCGGCGCAGCUCACGCCGCCGUCGACGCCGAAGCGGGCGCCCUCGUCGCCGCGCGACGUCACGUCGCCGGCGCCGCUGCUGCUGCACCGCGGCGCCGAGGCGCUCGAGUUGCCAGCGCCGCCGUGGCCGCCCCACCGCAUCGUGGCGGCGACAGGCUGCGAUCGGCCCCUGGCGAGCUACAGCUCGCCGGGGCCGUUCGAGCCGGGCGGCGCCGACGCCCUGAGGCAGGGCGUCGGCGUCGAGGACCUCGUCCUCGCCCCUGACACCGGUCAGGGGUGCCGGAGCCGUCGUCGUCUUAGUUAUGACGACGACGGCCCGGGCGGCGGCGACGCCGGGAGGGAGGGGAUCGGCGUCGAGGUGGGCGAUGUCCCCCUCGACCCCGACCCCGACCCCCGGAGUCGUCGUCGUCCGGGGCAUCCUCAGGAUGCCUCUUUGCAUGCAACCGGUGCCGGCUCGAGCUUCGAGCCGGCACCAAAGGCCUCCGGGCAUUUGGGGGGCACAGACCCCCCACCAACACAUCUGAUUCGGGAGCCGACGCUCGAGCUAAAGCCCGAGCCGACGCCGCCGAGGAAGAAGAAGAAAAAACGUCGUCGCAAGUGGAGGGCAUUGGACGCGUCGCCGACCGGCGCCGCUUCCGACGCUCUAGCUGCCGCGCCGACGUCCUCACGGUCCCGCACGUCGUCGGACGCCUCGCUGACGUCCUCGUCGACGUCCGCGUCGUCGCCUCGGACGGUGACGGCGCUGGACCGCGACCUGAACAAGGAGCUGCUGGACCCGAAGACCAAGAUCCUCCAGCUCUUCGCGACGCGCGGCGACGAGUUCUCACCCGUGAACCUGUCGACCGCCGUCCACCAAUUGGCGAAGCGCCGCGUGCCCUGCGCGCAAGAUCCGAGGUGCGCGCGGCUCCUCGCCGCCGUCACGUCGUGCGUCGACGCGGACGGCAUGUCCAUGCGAGGGCUCGCCACGGUCGCCUGGGGCGUGGCGCAGCUCGGCGCUGGACCGGAGCUCCUGGACGCCAUCUCGUCGUGCGUGCUGCGGCGCCUGGACGACCUGGACGAGUUCAAGGCGCAGGAGAUCUCAAAUUUGCUGUACGCCUACGCCACGACGGGCCACGAGGCGCCGGCUCUGUUCGACGCGAUGGCUGGCUACCUCACUCAGUCGUCUCGCCUGCACGACUUCGCGCCGCGCCAUUUAACCAUCAUGGCGUGGUCGUUCUGCGUGGCGGGGGCCUUCGGGCCGACGAUGUCCGGCGCGAUCGCCGACGCGCUGCAGUGGCCGAACGCCGAGCCGAGCGAGGACGCCCUCGCGGACGUGCUAGCGGGCCUGGGUCUGACGAAGAACGCGGUCCUCGACGCCGACUCGGCGGCACGGCUCGUCCGCGCCCUGGACGACUCCAGCGGUUCCCUCGACCAGCUCGGGCCGCGGGAGCAGUCGCAACUGUAUCAGGUCCUCCUCUACCUGCAGCUCGAGGACUCGUCCUCGCGGUUGCUGCCGGUCCUCGCCCAGCGGCGCGACGUCCUCCGGGCGGCGUACGUGCGCCACGACGCCCGGCCCUCGCGGUCGCAGAAGGACGUCUCGCGCGCGCUCGACGAGCUCGACUGGAAACACAAGUACGAGUGGGUCACGGUGGAAGGGUUGAGCCUCGACCUCGCAAAACCGCGCCAGCGGAUCGCGAUUGAGUACGACGGCCCGUCGCACUAUUUGACGGGUGACGGUGGCGCGCCGCGAAUCAACGGAACCACCGCGUUCAAGCACCGGCUCCUCGAGGCCCUCGACUGGCGCGUUAUCCACAUCUCGUACUUCGAGUGGGGAGAGCAGCGUACGUGGACGGCCAAGAAGGCGUACCUCCGCCAGAAGCUCGGCCUCUCCGCGCCAGCAGGGUCCGGCUCGUCGCCAGGCCGGUCGCGCGCCGGCAGUAUCACCUCCUUGGUAUCAAGCUCGUUGGAUUUGAGCCUCGGUGAGGACGCGAUGACGACGCUCCUCGCAAGCAUCGGCCUGAGCGACCUCGAGAGUCGGCUUCGAGAUGAAGCCAUCGACGAGACGACAUUUCUAGAUCUCGACGACGAGGAUCUCAAAGAAAUUGGGAUCAAAAUGGGCCCGCGGCACAAGUUGUUGACGGCGCUGCAAAAGGCCAAGGACCGGACCAACAGCGCGCCAGUGCCUCCGCCGCCGGCGGGCGGGGCCUGGACCUGUUCCGCGUGCACGUUCGAGAACCCGGACCCGAGCCACGUGAGGUGCUUUAUCUGCAUGGCGCCGCGCUCCUGAACCCCUUCCCAGCCCCUCCUACUAGUAGACGAUAAGUCUGAACAUAAGAACUUACACAAA
Molecule: messenger RNA, 2834 nt
Organism: Pelagomonas calceolata
Lineage: Eukaryota; Pelagophyceae; Pelagomonadales; Pelagomonadaceae
Source: the annotation of a GenBank genome assembly